AACACAUAUGUAUUGUUAUUGAUUUAAAGGAGCUUGCCCCUUCUUUUUAUUCCAAACUUGUUUGAUCAAUAACUUCUAAUAAAAAAUCUUCUUAUAAAUAAUGAGUGUAAUGGAUAAAUCUGAAAUAUACGACAUAAGUUUAGAUGCAGUGGAAGAAAAUAGCAAUCAAGCAUGGCACAGUCUCCUUUAUAAUUUAUCCAAUUCAGACCUGGAAAGCCUUGAAAAAGUUUUCAAGAAAAAAUUGAACAAAGACGGUCUGGAAAGUGGAUUAACAAAAAACGAAUUCUUAGAAGCUAUAAGUGGUUCUUAUGAAGGGCCUCAAUAUUCCUUGCAAGCAAGCCUGCUUUUUGACGAGAUAAAUCGAGAAACGGUAACUUGGAACGACUUGCUGGAUUUCCUUAUUAAAAAUAUGUACAAUUUGCCUAAAACCCCUUUGCGUUUGGAUGUGGGUGCUAUAGAACACGUUGCACAUGGAAAGAACGAAUCCAUCGCCAAAAUAGUCUUGAUAGAGACCGAACAGUACUUUUGCUACGCCAUUAUUUUAAAACAUGGACGAGUGGGCUUGUACGAUGGCAAUUUAAACUUUUUAACUUGUUAUCAUGCCAUUAUGACUAGGGAAGAUCUUACGAGGCCUGAGGAUGAACGACGAAGACGAAAUAGGUGGAUCACAGACGCCCUUUUUUGCCCCGACACUUUAAUGUUUAUUAUAACCAAUACGGCCCGGAGUCUUAUGAUCUACGAGGCGUCCGGAUUAAAUCAUGUUCCUUAUUGGUUGAUCUUAAGCACCCCAAACAUAUUGGAGUGUUUGGCUUACGAGCCCUACGUAAAAUUAGACAGCAAUUACAGCUCUAGCACGUUGUACGCUGGAGAUUGCUAUGGACGAGUGCUGACUUUUACGUUUCGCCAGCCUAAAAGUUCGUUGCUGAGAAGGAAGAAAAACGAUAGCAUCACGUUGUUCUAUUGGAUGGACUUUUUAAAAGAAAAAGACUAUGUGACAGUGAAAACUUACAAUAAGGUGCACGAAGAUUCGGUUAAAAGCAUCAAAUACUACAGAGACUUAAAGCUGCUGGUGACCUGUAGUAAAGACCCUAAUAACUCCGUGAUUCUUAAGCAUAUGACUGACUCAAAGGGUGGUAACAAGGUAGUUUAUAAAAUCCCCAGAGGUGUAAGUUGCUUCGCCUUAAGCCCCAAAAACAGAUUGCUGAUAACGGGAAGCGGUAACGGAAUAAUCCGGAUUUGGAAUAUUUUCAUAUCGAAACCCGUUGCGCUUAUUUCAGAAUACGAUUCUGAAGUUGUGGAUAUUCAGAUAAUCGAGGGUAUGGAUUUGUUCUUGAGUUGUUCGAGUAGUGCGAUAUUCAAAUUAUGGGACCUUAAAGACCACACUUGUCUUCAAACGUUAAAGCUAAAAUUCCCAUCGUUUCGGGUCCAAGGGAAACUGAUUGAAUGGGGGAACGGUUGCAUUUUUCCGGGUCCCAGGCGAAAACAACCGGAAGAAUCCGGUUGCGAUGGACCUGGAAAAACCUGCUUUGGCAUCAGCGAUAUUAACGAAAUGGUGCCAGAGCUUAAUUCAUCCAAGAUAAGAGACUCAUUCAACGUUUGGCAACGUUCCUGCAUACUGGUAACUUGUUGCAACUAUGUGGCAAAAUUAACAACAUCCUUCAAUGAAGCCUCACUGGAGCUGACCUUUUCCACCCCUAUUUUACCUCCUCCUCCUUUACAAAACAGCGUAUUGAUCCCGAUCAGCUGGAGGCUACAAGGUGACGCCUUGGAUCAAAAAGAUUUAAGGGAAGAAAUGCCGGAGUUGAACAUUGAAAAGCAACUUGAAGAGUUGAACUUUAUUUUGAACAAGGAGAUUUUAGAGGGGAACGGCGCCAGGAGCGAUAUUAAUUACAAAAUAGCUAUUUUGGAAUCAAAAAAGGAAAAAAUGCGCUCGAAAGUUGCUUUGGGGUCGCCAUAUUUGGCCCUGGACCUACACGAUAUUCCAGAGUUGCAACUCUCGCCCGACCUCAAACUCCAUAACAAAAAAAAAGCGGAAAAAUUCCGCAGUAAAAUCGAGAAAAUGCUUCAAAAUGCCACCUAUAAGGACGCAGUGUUUUCUUCUCCAGAACCUUCAUCUAGUAGAUCCAGGUCCAGCAAGAGUAGCAUUAUUGAUUUGCCUUUUUAA
Anthonomus grandis grandis is the source of this 2164-nucleotide messenger RNA. RefSeq names its product WD repeat-containing protein on Y chromosome-like. The record is from RefSeq and is a predicted model, not a curated record. Gene Ontology annotation, molecular function: protein binding. Bases 101 to 2164 code for a protein of 687 amino acids. Lineage: Eukaryota; Metazoa; Arthropoda; Insecta; Coleoptera; Curculionidae. The transcript is spliced from 11 exons.